AUGAUCCCAAUCCCCACGCUCCUGCCCGCCGAAUGCGGCUGCUCGAGCUGUGCGGCAGAUUCCCAGCCUCCGAAGGAGGUCGUGACCGCCGGGCCAGAACUGGAAGAAGCGCCGGUGCUGAAAGAGGCUUCCGAAGCAUCACAGCCUUCACAGGCGGAUGCACUGACACCGGUGUCUCCGAGAAGUUUGCUCCGGAUGAUAACCGACGACUCAGUGGUGGACUUUUCCAUCAAAUCGGAGCGACUGGAGACUUUGACCAAUCCCAAGAUCGAGCAGGGCAUGAUCCGGGCGAUCACCCUCCGCAAGUCCAUCCGGCAGAUGGGCCGUCUUUGGCGCCGACCUUUGCUGCCCAUGCCAGAGGAGCGCUUGACCGACCUUUACGAGUGGUCCCGUCCGGCGGAGGAGUACGACUACUUCCUGUCACACACCUGGGAGACGUGGGGUGGUCUGAAGUAUAUCUCCCUCUUAAUGCACUCCAGCCAUCGCUUUCUUCUCGGCUGCUGGCUGUCGGCCGUGGUGCUUUGCUGGUGUUUCUGCCUGCUGGAUCUACUCCCCACCUUCGGCCACGUGAACCCGGAAGCUCUUGACUGGUGGGCCGAGGGCGAGGGUUGCCCGACGGGGCCUUGGAUUAUUUGCAGUGGUUUUAUCUCAGUGAUCGUGGGGCUUCUGCUGGCGCCCUACCUGCCCGACUCCUGCAGCAGGUCUGACCAAUGUUUCAUGGAUGCGGUGUGCAUCCACCAGGCGGACCCUGAAAAGAAAAGGCAAGGCAUCGAUGCCAUCGCUGGCUUCUUGAGUGUUUCUCGACAGCUUCGGAUUUUGUGGUCCCCUUCCUACCUCUCUAGGCUUUGGUGCGUCUUUGAAAUCGCCGCCUACCGGAAGGUGAACUCUCGCGGGCAGGUGGUGCUUGCACCGCUCUUCUUGGAGCGGAUGGUGCUCUUGACCCUGAUCUUCUCCUAUGCUAUAGCAGGUCUUUUGUGGACCCUCGGUGUACAGAGCUACAACGACACGAUCUAUGCACUAUCUCUGUCACCAAUGUUGUUACUGAUCCACGCGCUGCGCCGGAACGCCACCGGCAAGACCAAGCUCUUCGAAGAGUUGGAUCAUUUCGAGCUGACAGAAACGCAUUGCAGCCUCAACUCGGACAGGGAGUUCGUUCUGGGAGCUAUCGAAACCUGGUAUGGGAGCAGGGAGGCCUUCACCAGCUACGUCCGCGGUCCAUUGCGGCAGGAGCUGCUGCAGUCGGCCACAAAGGUCUCCACCUUGUACGUUCUGCUCAUGGUCACACCCGCCGUGUCUGGGAUGCUUGAGGAUCAUUUGGCCUUGUGGAAAGGAGGGGCGCCGUUUCACGGGGUGCUGACGCAUUUCAUGGGCAGGGUUCUUGGCUCUUAUGCGUUCUGGAUCGCCUUCUGUGUGCGGAUGCUGAUCUCCCUGUGCUUUUUCUUUGCCGCGACACGGCGAUGGCUGAUCCUGGACUACCUGCUCACCUGCUGCAUUCACCUGACGGUGUGCGCGAUGGCCUUCGCGGGGGAUUUGGCAGGUCGCCGUGUGAGUCGCAGCAGCCUCUGGCUCACAGCGGGCUGGAUGUGCUUCGCGGCAGCGUCGCUCGUCGUUUUCACCUACCUUGCACGAAAGGCGUGCAAAGUCUAA
Messenger RNA from Symbiodinium sp. CCMP2592, 1647 nucleotides. The record is from the annotation of a GenBank genome assembly. Lineage: Eukaryota; Dinophyceae; Suessiales; Symbiodiniaceae.